AUGGAGCUCACCAUGGACAGCCUGCACAGCGUUGCAUCGCAUUCCCAGGCGGGGGACCUCAUGAGCUCUCCGCACGCUCGGCAGUCGCCGCCCCCCAGUUCGACACCCCGGAAUCUGGUCUCACACGCUCCCGGCGCGCGGUCAACCAUGGUCUCCGGCAUGGCCUCCCUUCUUGAGGGGUCCAGCGGGGACUACCGGACAGACCCAUCCGCUUUGUCCGGACACCUCCAUCCGUCCAUCAGCAUGUGCGAGACCGGAAUGAGCCUUAGCAACACGUACACCACCCUGACUCCUCUGCAGCAUCUACCUCCAAUAUCCACCGUAGCGGAUAAGUUUCACCACCCACACCCACACCACCACCCUGCCGCCCAUCAACGAAUCUCCGCCGGGAACGUCAGUGGAAGCUUCACGCUGAUGCGAGACGACCACCGGGGGCUUACGUCCAUGGGCAAUUUGUACAGCCAUUACCCCAAAGAGAUGUCCGUGUCCGCUAUGGGUCACGGCUCACUCUCCCCGCUGUCAGGCGGGCUGGGCUCUCUGCACAACUCCCAGCAAUCGCUCUCAGCUUAUGGCCCCAGUGCGCAUCUCUCCACAGAUGCCAAAAUGCUUUCUCCGGUGUCAGGGUUUGAGUCCCACGCAUCCAUGCUGUCCCGAAGUGACCAAGAGCACCUGGCAAGGAGUUUAGGAGGGCAUGGCCACGGCAUGAUUUCCAACCUCAACAGUAUACACCACCAUCCACAUAGUCACCUACACUCCCAAGCAAACGGUGCGGUGAUGCUGGGAGACCGGGAGAGGCACAGCCAUGGGGCCAACCAAGGAGUAUCAGGGUCAGGCAUCCAGGCUGAGGAAAUCAACACAAAGGAGGUGGCUCAGAGGAUAACAGCCGAGUUAAAGCGGUACUCUAUCCCGCAGGCUAUUUUCGCCCAGAGGAUCUUAAGCCGGUCGCAGGGCACCCUCUCAGACCUCCUACGAAACCCCAAACCGUGGAGUAAGCUCAAGUCAGGUCGGGAGACUUUUAGGAGGAUGUGGAAGUGGCUGCAAGAGCCCGAGUUUCAACGAAUGUCUGCUCUUCGGCUGGCCGCAUGUAAACGUAAGGAGGAGGAUAGGGGACGAGAACGCAACCAGGUGCCAAAGAAGCAGCGACUGGUCUUCACCGACCUGCAGCGUCGCACCCUGGUAGCCAUCUUCAGAGAGAACCGCCGCCCCUCCAAGGAGAUGCAGAUCACCAUCUCCCAGCAGCUGGGCCUGGAGCUUUCCACCGUCUCCAACUUCUUUAUGAACUCACGCCGCCGCUGUCCGGAGCGCUGGGACACAGAGGAGCAUAGUCACGGAGUGCACGGCCACGUGCACACUCCUCAUGAAAACAGCAGCAACAACAGCGCGUCACCGAUCCAACCCGGUACCUCCUCUGCUAACACAUUCUCUAAGGCCUGA
Messenger RNA from Melanotaenia boesemani (Boeseman's rainbowfish), 1434 nucleotides. It is a transcript of the gene onecut3b, whose product is annotated as one cut homeobox 3b. Bases 1 to 1434 code for a protein of 477 amino acids. The transcript has 2 exons. Gene Ontology annotation, cellular component: nucleus. Gene Ontology annotation, biological process: regulation of transcription by RNA polymerase II. The record is from RefSeq and is a predicted model, not a curated record. Gene Ontology annotation, molecular function: RNA polymerase II cis-regulatory region sequence-specific DNA binding; DNA-binding transcription factor activity, RNA polymerase II-specific. NCBI's taxonomy places the organism in Eukaryota, Metazoa, Chordata, Actinopteri, Atheriniformes, Melanotaeniidae.